Conger conger (European conger) is the source of this 4767-nucleotide messenger RNA. Its product is annotated as dual specificity calcium/calmodulin-dependent 3',5'-cyclic nucleotide phosphodiesterase 1C-like. NCBI's taxonomy places the organism in Eukaryota, Metazoa, Chordata, Actinopteri, Anguilliformes, Congridae. Gene Ontology annotation, biological process: signal transduction. The record is from RefSeq and is a predicted model, not a curated record. Gene Ontology annotation, molecular function: 3',5'-cyclic-nucleotide phosphodiesterase activity. The transcript has 17 exons. Bases 766 to 2886 code for a protein of 706 amino acids.
CUUGACCGCUGAAAUGAUAAUGCUGUGCUAUUAGCUGGGUGAGCAGAGGCUUUAACGACUUUUGCUCGACGCGGAGAAACCAGAACAUACCGCUACCAAUAAACCAAUAAACAAACAUCAGACAACUGUUCAGAAAGCCGGGGGAUGACUGACGUACUUUAAUGUAAUGUUUAAGUACUGAAGUAUUUUAAUGACGGUGGUACGUUUCGGUUUAUAUUCGAAGAAAACGUUCUUGGUUGACCUUACAAAGUAUGAGUAAUGCCACUCAUCUAGAACACGUUUAUUUUCUUAUCAAAGCGCCAGAAUCUAACUGGAAAACGCUGUUGAUGCGGAGAGGCGCCCAAAACAAUUUCGAGGACUAGCCUAAUUGUAGCCGCUUGUUUGCGUCAGUUCGCCUGCCUGCGGGAUUUGCGGUAGCGUGGUGGAAAAGUCAGCUCGAAGUUUGCGUGACGACACCCGUCGUGGAGAUGCGUUCUCACAGACUGGCUGUGCUGUUUUCCUUAAGGAGGCAGACCACGCCGGACAGCAACGCCACAACAAGACGCUGGCCGAAACAGGCGAAUACAGACUAAAGUUCAAGUUCAAUUAUUAGGCGUCUUUAUUUUCAUGCGAGGGGACAUUUCUCGCGAACACAUAAGGGAAGAGACCGCCAAAAUGAAAAUGUACAAAGGCUCACGCGGAUUUUUUUUUUAGACGUUAAAAAUCCUACCACGGAAACGAUUUGAAAUUAACCGAAUUAAAAACUCUCCAGCCCGAACGCAGCAGAUGGGGUCGGUGACAUCCGCAUUGACGAAGACGAGGAACACCGUCAAAGUGGGCUCCGAUCCUCCGCAUGAACCCGACCGCAGUCAGUCCGCUCCGGAGUCGGUGCCGGGGAAAAGGCGAAGUAUCCGAUCGAACGUUUUCUCCAGCCGCAGCAGGCAGAGUACCCGGCAGUCUCUGUCCGAGGUUCUGAACGGCCAGGAUGGCGGUGGAGUGGGGCGCGCUUUGAAAGCUGUCACAGGCUCCAAGUCCCCGAACGCGGUGUGGAACGCUCUGACGGCCGGCACGGCGGUGAAGGACCGGCCGAAGGAGAAGGCGGCCCUGGAGGACCCGCGGCCCCCGGAGGAGAUCCUGGCGGAGGAGCCCCCUCCCGCCGACGGGCCAGAGGCCGCCCUGAAAGCCGCCAUCAGACUAAGAUGUUUGGUGAAGCAGCUGGACCGUGGGGAGGCUUCGCUUGUGGACCUGAAGAAAAACCUGGAGUAUGCGUCCACCGUGCUGGAGUCGGUGUACGUGGAGGAAACGCGGCGGCUGGUGGACACGGAGGAUGAGCUCAGUGACAUCCAGUCGGACGCGGUGCCGUCGGAGGUCCGUGAUUGGCUGGCCUCCACCUUCACGCGGCAGAUGGGGCUGAUGCUGCGGCGCACGGAGGAGAAACCGCGAUUCAGGAGCAUCGUACACGCAGUGCAGGCUGGGAUAUUCGUGGAGAGAAUGUACCGGAGAACCUCGAACAUGGUGGGACUCAGCUACCCCUCUUCUGUUAUAUCAGCACUGAAGAAUGUGGACACCUGGUCCUUUGACGUGUUUACCCUGAAUGAGGCCAGUGGAGACCACGCACUGAAGUUCAUUUUCUACGAGCUCCUGACCAGAUAUGACCUCAUCACUCGAUUCAAGAUCCCCAUCUCUGCAGUGGUGUCGUUCGUGGAGGCGUUGGAAGUGGGGUACAGCAAGUAUAAGAACCCCUAUCACAACCUCAUGCACGCUGCUGACGUCACACAGACUGUGCACUACCUCGUGCUGAAGACUGGGAUGGUGCACUGGCUAUCGGAGCUGGAGAUCUUUGCCAUGCUCUUUGCUGCUGCUGUCCAUGACUAUGAGCAUACUGGCACCACCAACAACUUCCACAUCCAGACCAGGUCUGAUUCGGCCAUCUUGUACAAUGACCGGGCGGUGCAGGAGAACCACCACGUGAGCGCGGCGUAUCGCCUCAUGCAGGACGACGAGGAGAUGAACAUCCUGUCCAACCUGUCCAAGGACGACUGGAGGGAGUUGCGUGCCAUGGUCGUGGAGAUGGUGUUGGCCACAGACAUGUCCUGUCACUUCCAGCAGAUCAAAUCCAUGAAGAGCUUCAUACAGCAGCCUGAGGGCUUUGACAAGCCCAAAGCCUUAUCUCUCUUGCUGCACACUGCUGACAUCAGCCACCCGGCCAAGAAAUGGGACCUGCACCACCAGUGGACCAGCUCUCUGCUGGAGGAGUUCUUCAUCCAGGGAGAUAAGGAGGCAGAGCUGGGUCUUCCGUUCUCACCGCUUUGUGACCGUAACUCAACCAUGGUAGCGCAGUCACAAAUUGGGUUCAUCGACUUCAUCGUGAUUCCCACGUUCACGGUCCUGACGGACAUGACCGAGCACAUCGUCACGCCGCUGAUCGACGAGGCCUCCCAGUCCGGCCCCGCUGCCGCCCGGCGCUCCAGUCUGAACAGCAUCACUUCUGAGGAGGCAAAGCACAUUGAGAAGAGCAUGGGGCCAGAGGGAAACUCCUCCCACAACUGCUCGCUCCUCACUGUUAACAUCAAGAACUUCAAGUCCGUGUGGAACGAUGAGGUGCUCAAGAACAGGGAGAGGUGGAAGGCCCAAGCUGUCACAGAUGAGAAGGCCAAGCAGGAGGCAGAGGCAGCACAGCAGGAGCAGGCAGGGAAGACUGACCAAUCAGAGCAGGCAGGGGGAGGGCCAGGCUCAUCAGGGCCAACCGACAUGAAGGAGAAGGCGGGGGCGGGGCCGGAGCCUAAGACUGAGGCCAAGGCCAAGACCGGUCCGCACGUUCAAAACGGAGAAGUGAAAGAAAAUUCCGGCUCGACUGGGAAUGAUGACAGUCAGAAAAAAAAUGCUGAUGAGAAAGAAGGGGAUUAAGAAGACCCAGAAAUGAGCUGUGUAAAAUAGCCACCACCCACACGCCCACAACCCACUGCUCAUAAUAAUAAUAACGCCCCCCCCCCCCCCCCAUGACCUUCAAUAUUAUAUAAAUAUUACACCAUUAAUAUAAACGUAUCAACACUGCUCCUCAUUUUCUCCCACACCAUAUCCUGACGCACUAUGUGAGCUGUCUGAAGGGGACACUUGACCCUACACUGCCCCCUGUAGGUCAGGACUGAUAGGGCAGCUGCACAGAGCGUUUGGGUGCCCUGCCUAGUCCGGGAACCGUGCCCAGUUUUCUUUAAACGGCAGACUGCAGGCAACUGGAAGCGAUGCAUCGCCCCUCAGCCACCACCAGGGGGAGCCAGCGUUAUCAUCUGAUCUCAUUAUGCCUGAGAAGUGAAUGCUAUACAUAAGAAUAACCUUGAAGUCAUCAUUUACCCCCUCAAUUUCUACAUGUAUUAUAAUUACUGUAGUGAUUGUUAUUAUGUUUUGUUGUUAAUGUGCUUAUUAUUACUUUUAUUUACUUCAGUUAAAUAUGUGCCAUGUUGAGUUGACUGAGCCUCCUUGGCGUGUGUUCAGAGUGUGUGAAUGGUGAGUACAAGCUGAAUUAGUUUCUUUCACAACCUUUAGUUUCUUUUGGCACAAUUUUAGAGAUAUAUAGGCAGUUAUAGAGAAAACAAUGGCAGGAAACUCGCUGCUCUCCAUAACAUAAGAAACAGGGGGUAUGUAAAGCAAACAAACUCAAUAUUUACAUUUGGCUCCUGCUAUUACCUGAUACCAGGGCCAACCCUUAUGGAGAUGUAUAUAUUGAAAGAUAUAUUGAAAUAAAGUGCAUUAUGAAGCUAUCGCAACAUUCCCACAGAUACAGCUAUUGCAAUACAGUUGCAUCAUCAUCAUCCUGGUUUUAAAAUAUACAUGUAUAUACACAUAAUUUAAUUUAUAUUUCAUUAUAUUGCAUUUCUAUAACUGGAGUACUGCACUGCAAAAAAAGCAUUUCUCUUAACAAUGGUUUUAGUAUUGUAAUUAGACUUCGGGCCAGUUUGGCAGACACAGAUUAAGCUUAGCUCUAGACUAAAUUCUAAUGUGAAUGGAGAUACCAUACAAAGCUCAGUUUACUACAGGAGUAAACCUAAUAUGUGCUACCUGCCAUUAAUAUCUUAUUUUUAAAUUUUUAAAUAGAAAAUAUUACCUUGUUUUAAGUUUUUGCUUGACAAGUGAAAUUGUCCUUAUCAGAAAUAAGUCUAAAUAUAAUACUAAAAUAUUUGCUACGAUUGACUGAGGUUUUUGCAGCUUGCAAACUCUUUUCUCAACUCAGGUGGUAAUCCAGGAGACUGUGAUAUUACACGAUCGACAAGGUGGAACAAAAUAUUCACGUUUAUGUUCAUACUCGUCUGCGGGCCACAGUGUAGCUGCUUGCCCUUAAAAAAAAAACAAAUAAUAUCUGAAAACGUACAUACUUAGUUUGGUAAAUUAACGAGUGGUGUUCUGUGAUUCUCAUCACUCGUAAACAUGUUGUGCAAUAUAGCUACACAGAAAAAAAUGUCAGUGUUAAUUUAACUCUCACAGAGUACACACUGUACGAGUCCAAUAGAAAGCAUAUGUACUCUCUAAGUGUUGUUUUAUCACUGAACAUUUUACUCGGUAGGUUUUGAGUGAAAAAUAGCCAACCACCAGCAAAGCUACACAAAGGAGUGCAGGCUAGCUUGCAGUUAGCAUUAGCCGGCAUUACAUUUGAACAUGUUGAGUAUAGAACAGGCCAACUUAUUAUCUGAUAUAGAAAGGACUGUGUAUGUGUAUAAUAAUGUUGACAGAGCGCGUACAGAACUGUUCACCGAAAAGCGUGUGUAUGAUAAUGUUGACAGAGCGCAUACAGAA